GGGUAUGUAAUUUUAUAAUUAGCUGGGCCGAACAGUGAAUAACACUGCCUCUUCCAUAACAAAAAAAACUAAAGCGCGAUUUGACGACCGGAAGGACACGUUCCCGCCGCCGUCGCAACGUUCCACUCGUCGGCACAGCAAACAGCUCCGCCAUGGCUAUUGCAGGACACUCCAACGGCUAUACUACGACGGCUUUAGCCUUUACACUCGCCGUAGUAUCUGUAUCCGCAGCAGUCUCGUUGUAUAGAUGGAGAAGACGAGGAGAAGAAUUGGAGUAUAGGAUCAAAGAACUUGAGAAGUCUUUGGGAUCUACCAUGGAGAAAAGUGCUUCUGAGAGAAAAGGUCGAGUUAAGGCUCAGCAGGCUUUACGAGAGGCGUUAGCACAGACUGAGUCACAAGAUUUACACAGCAAGAUAUACCCGAUGCGACCAAUUGGUACUAUUCAGUCUUGCUUCUCUACAAGGAACGGGACACCAAGGCAGCCAUUGCUUGUUUCUUUAGCAAGGGCAUGUUUAAUCUUUGAUCCGGCUUUGGUUCCUCCUGCAUCUCUUGAGGGUCUCGAAGAGUAUUCUCACUGUUGGAUACUAUAUGUGUUUCAUCUCAACACUGAUAUCGAGAAGCUAUGGAGAAAGCCAUCCCAGUCUAAGCUCAAGGCAAAGGUGAGAGUGCCAAGACUUAAUGGGGAACGGAAGGGAGUCUUUGCUACUCGGUCCCCUCAUCGACCUUGUCCCAUUGGGCUCACUGUUGCUAAGGUGGAGGAAAUCCAAAAGGACAAGGUUCUGCUCUCUGGUGUCGAUCUGGUGGAUGGGACUCCGGUGCUCGAUAUUAAGCCUUAUCUACCAUACUCAGACAGUAUUCAAGGAGCCUCAGUGCCAAACUGGGUAAAGGAGGAUUGCCAACUGGCUGUGACUUCUGUGAGUUUCUCAGACACCUUCUCUUCCUCCAUCGCCACCUGCUGGAAACUGAUAGAAAAGAAGUCUCUGUAUGGUUCAGCGGAUGAGCUGAAGAGCUUGAUUACACAGGUCCUGUCCUGGGACAUACGAUCAAUGUCACAGCGGAACAAGCCACAAGAUACAUCAGAUGCCGAGAUUGUUUAUCAAUUGGUUCUGGAGGGACUAGAUGUGUCUUACAUGAUAGAUAAUGAAAGUAAUAUUCUUGUUCAAGAUGUUUCUCGUCCCCCAAACCUGCAAGAUGUUGCAGAAAGCUGAUUUUGUAAAGAUUUAUUGGAUCCUCUGGACAUGAAAUCUCAAGAAGGCUAGCACCCACCAUCUCUUUCAUUGAAUACUGUAAUAUGUAGUAUGACCUGGAUUAGAGUUGUACGCUAGACAUGGCACAUCACUGAAUAUUAAGUUUCCAACUAUGCUGGCAAGACA
This is a messenger RNA of Camelina sativa (false flax), 1373 nucleotides long. RefSeq lists its product as uncharacterized. The record is from RefSeq and is a predicted model, not a curated record. NCBI's taxonomy places the organism in Eukaryota, Viridiplantae, Streptophyta, Magnoliopsida, Brassicales, Brassicaceae.